Molecule: messenger RNA, 662 nt
Organism: Ambispora leptoticha
Lineage: Eukaryota; Fungi; Glomeromycota; Glomeromycetes; Archaeosporales; Ambisporaceae
Source: the annotation of a GenBank genome assembly
AUGUCAAAAGACACGAUAUUAAAUGUCGCUCGUAAAGCGCGAGAAGCAUCAAAUAAACUUCAACAUGUUACUCUUGAAGAAAAAAGUAACGCGCUGAAAAGCAUUGUAUCCCACCUUGAAGCAGACAAAGAAAAAAUAUUUAAGGCUAAUAAACAGGAUAAAGAGAAUGCGGAAAAACUUGUACAAAGUGGUGAACUUUCUGCGUCGCUCUAUAAACGCCUAGAUUUGGAAAGCGGCGAUAAAUUCACUACUAUGCUUCAAGGCAUAUUAGACAUUGAUAAAUUAGCAGAUCCAACAGGUCGGGUCACCUAUAGCUCACGACUUGAUCAUGGGCUAGAACUUUACCGUGUAACUUGUCCUGUUGGCGUCUUGUUGGUAAUUUUUGAGGCGAGACCUGAAGUAGUGGUGAAUAUCUCGGCAUUAGCUUUGAAAUCAGGCAAUGCCGUGAUAUUAAAGGGUGGAAAAGAAUCACGUCUCUCAUUGAAUGUACUCUCAACAACAAUCCAAAAUGCAUUGAGUGACACAAAGAUCCCAAAAAAUGCAGUUCAACUUGUUGAAACGAGGGAAGAAAUAAAAGCGUUAUUGGAUCUUGACAAGUAUAUCGACUUGGUUAUUCCACGUGGAAGUAACUCGUUAGUGCGUUAUAUACAAGAAAAUACUAG